AUGACCGGUGACUUGCGGUUACCUCAAACCCUCACCGUUCUACAUGUAGAACAGGAGGUCAUUGGGGAUAACACACCUGCCAUUGAGAGUGUUCUCCAAGCUGACACUAAACGUGCCAGCCUUUUGGCCGAGUUGGAAAAGUUGAAAAGAAGCAAUGGUGCUGACAGUGAUGCCACUUCUCUCCGUUUGGCAGAAGUCUUCGACCAAUUGGUCUCCAUUGAUGCCGAUAGCGCUCCUGCAAGAGCUGCUGCAAUUCUUCAUGGUCUUGGCUUUGAAUCCGACAAACAGACCAAACCAACUAAGGAGUUUUCUGGUGGUUGGAGAAUGCGCUUGGCUCUGGCUCGAGCUCUAUUCGCAAAACCUGAUUUGCUUCUUCUCGAUGAACCUACUAACAUGUUGGAUAUCCGAGCCAUCAUUUGGUUGGAGAGCUACAUUCAGGCACGCUUAACCUGGAGUGGAAUAAUGAUUGUUGUCUCUCACGACCAAGCCUUUCUGAAUUCUGUAGCUACUGAUAUCAUUCAUCUGACGUCUCAGCGGCUGGAUGCUUACAAAGGAGAUUAUGACGACUUUCUCAAAGCCAGAGAUGAGCGUCUUCUGAAUGAGGAGAGAGAGUAUAAUGCUCAGAUGGCCGAACGGGCUCAUAUUCAGAAAUUUAUCGAUACUUUCCGAGCUAACGCAAGCAGAGCCUCGUUAGUACAGAGCCGAAUUAAAAUGCUGGAGCGUAUGCCAAAGCUUACACCUCCUGAAAAGCCUGUCAAGGUGGCUUUCAAGUUACCUGAUUGUGAAGAGCUCACUCACCAACCUCUCGUCCAACUUGAUGAAGUCAGUUUCCGUUACAAUCCUGAUACUCCAUUGCUUGAAGAUAUCGAUCUAAGCGUUGUUUACAACUCUCGGAUCUGUAUUGUUGGUGAAAACGGUGCUGGUAAGAGUACACUUCUUCGCUUACUUUUGGGUGAACUGACUCCAACAAAAGGUCUUCGCCAUGCUCACAGACAACUUCGCAUGGCCUACUUCUCACAGCACCACGUUGAUCAACUCGACCUUAAUGUUUCCAGUCUCGAAUUCUUAAUGAAGAAGUUCCCCAAUGAAACUGAACAGCGCUAUCGUAGCCAGCUUGCCAGUUUCGAAAUUGGAGCUUUGUUAGCUCAACAACCAAUCGGAAGUCUUUCUGGAGGUCAGAAGUCUCGAGUCGCCUUUGCUGCUCUCAGCAUGUCUAAACCCAAUCUCCUGGUGCUUGACGAACCUACUAACCACUUGGAUAUUGAGACAAUCAUAGCCCUGGGAGACUCACUGAAAUCCUUCAAAGGAGGAGUAGUACUUGUCUCUCACGAUGAGCGUUUGAUUUCCUCGGUAUGCACAGAGUGCUGGGUGUGUACUCGCUAUAAAAAUGACGACAAGAACGUAGUUUCUCCUGUUGGUACGAGAGCCAGCCGUGUGUUUAUACUUCCGGGUGGAUUGGAUGAGUACAAGAAGGCUGUGAAGAGUCAAUUCGAUGAUGAUGUCAAAACUGGAUGA
This is a messenger RNA of Rodentolepis nana, 1515 nucleotides long. The record is from the annotation of a GenBank genome assembly. Lineage: Eukaryota; Metazoa; Platyhelminthes; Cestoda; Cyclophyllidea; Hymenolepididae.